GCGGCGCUGGCUCCGGAGUGGCCGUCGCCGGCGGUCGAGUUCGCGCAAGUCCCCCGUUUGGGCUCCACUCUCGUGCCGGAGCGGCGUGAGCCGCCAGUUGGUGCACGCAUGGCGUUCAACGCGACCGGUUUCCGGGUUGCCCCCGCGCACGCGGCGCCCCGCUUCCAGCACUCGGACGUGCUCCGGAACGUCAAUUUGGGAGGACCCAAGCAGGCGUCGUCGCUGCCCACCUUACCGCGGCCCAGGCCCUACGCCGGACAGGAACUCGACCUGUGCGCGCACAACACGACCAUAUGCGGCCUGGAAGCCGGCUGCCACAACGUGAACGGCACCUUCAUCUGCCUUUGCAGCGACCUAGAACCCAAGCGGCCCCGCGAGCCUUGUCGGAAGACGCCAGGAGUCGAGGAAAGCAAUGGAUUCUCUCAAAACAGCGACCCGGCUCCACCCGGCUCCUUCACUCACCAUCAGAUUUUGGACAUGAACAGAAAUUUCACCCUCACGACCAAGAACCCAAGCACGAGGGAGGAACUGUCCCGGCCCGCCCCGGUGGCUGCGCCGCUGCUGGGAGGUCUCCUGGCGCUGCUGGGCUCCCUCCUGGUCGUCGGACUGCUGCUCGUGAUGGCGCUCCGCCGACGCCGUCAGUGGUGUGGCCGGGGCCCGGGCUCGGCGCCCGGCUCGCUGAACAAGUGCAUGCAGCAGUACGUGACCAACCCGACCUACUACGCGUCCGCGCCCGAGACUCCGCUGCGCAAGGUGCUACACGACGUGGAGAUUUGCGCCGACAACAUCUGCUUCGUCGAGGAGAUCGGCGAAGGGUGCUUCGGCAAAGUGCACAAGGCCGUCUACACUUUGCCAAACGGAGAAAAGGAGAACGUGGCCGUCAAGGUCCUGAAGGAGUCGGUGGCCAGCGAAGCGCAGGCUGACUUCGAGAGGGAGGUACAAAUCAUGUCCAGUUUCCAGCACGACAACAUCAUCAAACUGCUGGGCGUCGUGUUCCAAGAAGUACUCGCCAUUAAGCAGCUCCUAUCUUUCACCAGCGCGGCUGACCUGUCCUGGAUAGCGACCCAGAUCGCCAACGGCAUGUGCUACCUGUCGUCGCAGCACUUCGUGCACAGAGACCUGGCGACGAGGAACUGCCUCGUAGGCCACAACCUCUGUGUCAAAAUCUCGGACUUUGGAAUGUCCAGGGAUAUCUACACAUGUGAUUACUACAAGAUUCGAGGGUCCCGGAUGCUCCCGGUGCGAUGGAUGGCUCCCGAGAGCAUCAUGUACGGCAAGUUCACCCUGGAGUCAGACGUCUGGUCCUACGGCGUCGUCUUGUGGGAGAUCUUUACCUACGGAAAGCAGCCCUACUACGGCCAUUCAAACGAAGAGGUGGUGAAACUCAUUCUGCAGGGCAUCCUGCUCAGUCCACCGGAGGAGUGCCCUCCGUACGUCUACAACAUCAUGGCGGGGUGCUGGAAAACAGAGCCACGGGACAGACUCAGCUUCGACGAGAUCUACAAACGCCUGCUGGAGAACUUCCCCACUGCUCGGCGCGAUUCCGAGGGCCAGCGGGAAGGCCUGGACAGCGAAGACUACCUUGUACCUCGGACCGUGACUCCAACCCCUCAGAACGAGCCCUUGUGAGGCGGACGUCGCCGACCUCGGGAGUCGCGACGCGUAAAAGCACUCGGUGUGUCUGGGGGCAG
This is a messenger RNA of Ixodes scapularis (black-legged tick), 1691 nucleotides long. RefSeq names its product BDNF/NT-3 growth factors receptor. Gene Ontology annotation, cellular component: signaling receptor complex; axon. Bases 109 to 1629 code for a protein of 506 amino acids. Gene Ontology annotation, molecular function: neurotrophin receptor activity; neurotrophin binding; ATP binding. The record is from RefSeq and is a predicted model, not a curated record. NCBI's taxonomy places the organism in Eukaryota, Metazoa, Arthropoda, Arachnida, Ixodida, Ixodidae. Gene Ontology annotation, biological process: cellular response to nerve growth factor stimulus; multicellular organism development; positive regulation of kinase activity. The transcript has 9 exons.